AUGCCUUUCCUCCAUCAUUUCUUCCCCCCUUCCCCCUCCUUUGUGGAAAAGCACAUCCCAGAUCUCGCUGGGAAGGUUGCCAUUGUUACCGGUGCUACUUCGGGCGUUGGGCUUGAGGCUGCUGCUGUUUUGUACUCGAAAAAUGCAACGGUAUAUGUAGCUGCGCGCUCGGCCGACAAGGCCGACAAGGCCAUUGCGUCAAUCAGAAGCUCCGAAGAGUGCGCAGGAAGCAGCGGCCGCCUGGAAUUUCUCUCGCUUGAUUUGUCAGAUUUGACUACUAUCAAAGCUAGCGCCGACAAGUUCCUGCAAAGCGAGGGCCGAUUAGAUAUCUUGAUUCACAAUGCCGGUGUGAUGCGGCCACCGGCAGGGAGCAAGACGAAGCAGGGAUAUGAUCUUGAAAUGGGUACCAACUGCCUCGGUCCAUUCACGUUCAAUGCCCUACUUCUUCCGCUCCUCAAACGUACAGCAGCAGGCGCUACUCCAGGCAGCAUACGUGUCGUAUGGGUCAGCUCUAUUAUCGAAUUUAGCACGGCACAGAACGGUAUUGUGUUCGAUGAGCAGACUGGCGCACCCAAGGUCCUUCCAGAUCCGAUGGAAAAUUACAUGGCGAGCAAAGUUGGCGGCGUCUUCUUUGCGGGUGAAAUGGCGAAGCGCAUAGGAAGCGAUGGAAUAUUUAGCCUGAGCGUCCACCCUGGGCUCAUGAAAACCGAGCUUCAAAGACAUCAGCCUGCGCUGUUUGGCAUCAUCAUGGGCCUUGUCUUCAAGCCUGCGCGAUAUGGCGCAUACACUGAGCUCUUCGCAGCGCUCUCGCCCCAGGUAACAGCUAAGCAGAAUGGAUCAUAUAUCCUUCCCUGGGGCCGCUUUGGCACUAUUCCUGGUCAUAUUGAGAAAGGCAUGAGAUCCACGAGCGAGGGCGGAACCGGCCUGGCAGAGAGAUUCUGGGCUUGGUGCGAGCAAGAGACGGCCGCGUACCGAUGA
Messenger RNA from Aspergillus mulundensis, 978 nucleotides. RefSeq lists its product as uncharacterized. The record is from RefSeq and is a predicted model, not a curated record. The transcript has 4 exons. The coding region runs from base 1 to 978 and encodes 325 amino acids. NCBI's taxonomy places the organism in Eukaryota, Fungi, Ascomycota, Eurotiomycetes, Eurotiales, Aspergillaceae.